AUGAAGACCACUUACUUCUCCGCCGCCGCUCUGGCGCUGGCUUCCACCUGCCUAGCCAACGACCCUCUCACCGCUGACAAGGUUGAGGCCGACGUCAAAACUGAGGAACUCGAGCGCGUCCUCUGGAACUUGAACAAGAUCGGUCGCGACAAUGGCGGCACCCGCGCUUUCGGCACACCGGGAUACAAGGCCUCGGUCGACUUCGUACUCGAGCGCGCGCAGACUCGCUUCGCCAAGCAGAUGGACACCUGGCUGCAGCCCUUCAACCACACCUUCCAGCAGACCAACGCCAUCUCCGUGACCGGUCCCGACGGCGUGGAUGUCAUCGUCAUCAGCGCCGAGUACAACACCGCCACUCCUCUGCCCGGCGGCAUCACGGCUCCUCUCAUCGACACCCCCGUCGACGACGAGAACGGCUCCGCGUGCCUUCCCGGGUCGCUCGACGGCAUCGACGCCACUGGCAAGCUUGCGCUCAUCAAGCGCGGCGUGUGUGCCAUUUCGGAGAAGAUUAAGAUCGCGAAGGCUGCGGGUGCCCUGGGAGUGAUCCUGUACAACAAUGUUCCCGGUGACGAUAUUGUCAAGCCCACGCUCGGCGCGGAGAACAUUGGUCUUCUCGUCCCCAUGGCUAUCAUUACCGAGGAAACCGGCGAGGCUUGGUCUGCCUCGCUCGCUGCUGGUGAGGAGGUUACCGUCACGCUCAUUGUCGACGCUAUCUUCGAGGAACGUGAGACUUGGAACGUCAUCUCCGAGACCAAGGAAGGUGACCCGAAUAAGGUCAUCAUGCUCGGUGCCCAUCUCGACAGUGUCCUCGAGGGCCCUGGAGUCAACGAUGACGGAAGUGGUACCGCCGGACUGCUCCAGCUGAUGGGAUCCGUCAAGAAGUACAGCGGUUUCCCCCACAAGAUCCGCUUUGCGUGGUGGGCAGCCGAAGAGGCCGGCUUAGUGGGCUCGUACUAUUACACCGAGAACCUGAGCUCCGAGGAGGCGGACAAGAUCAAGUACUACUUCAACUACGACAUGAUCGGUUCCCCCAACCCCAUCUACGAGCUUUCCAGCUACAACAACAGCGGCAUCGGCCCCCAGCUCCUCGCCGACUACCUCGAGGCCAACGGCAAGACGGUCACCUGGUCCGAGUUCGACGACCGAUCGGAUUACGCCGGUUUCAUCGCUCUGGGCAUCCCGACCGCCUCCAUCUUCACCGGAGAGGGCGAGAAUGACCCGUGCUACCACUUGGCUUGCGACACCUUGGACAACAUCAACUGGGAUGCGAUUACGGUCAACACCAAGGCGGCCGGCCGCGCUCUUGCCACGCUUGCCCUGUCGCUCGAUGGCGUUCCUCCCCGCGCUGACACCACCCCGGUUCUCCGGGGCCGCGCCGGUAUGCUUCAGCAGUUCCGCCGCUGGAAGCUGAUGUCCGAGUCCUCUAGCCACGGCAAGAUGUGCUCUCACCAUGACGAGAAGAAGGUUUACUAG
Molecule: messenger RNA, 1473 nt
Organism: Colletotrichum karsti
Lineage: Eukaryota; Fungi; Ascomycota; Sordariomycetes; Glomerellales; Glomerellaceae
Product: aminopeptidase y
Exons: 2
Coding region: 1-1473 (490 amino acids)
Biological process (GO): proteolysis
Molecular function (GO): metalloexopeptidase activity
Source: RefSeq, a predicted model, not a curated record